Molecule: messenger RNA, 606 nt
Organism: Scomber japonicus (chub mackerel)
Lineage: Eukaryota; Metazoa; Chordata; Actinopteri; Scombriformes; Scombridae
Product: transcription factor HES-2-like
Exons: 3
Coding region: 1-606 (201 amino acids)
Biological process (GO): regulation of transcription by RNA polymerase II; anterior/posterior pattern specification; regulation of neurogenesis
Cellular component (GO): nucleus
Molecular function (GO): RNA polymerase II cis-regulatory region sequence-specific DNA binding; DNA-binding transcription factor activity, RNA polymerase II-specific; protein dimerization activity
Source: RefSeq, a predicted model, not a curated record
AUGAGUCCCAGCAUCACUACUGAGGCCAACCAGCCUCUCCCUGCCAGGUCCACCGUGGCCCAGAGAAAACAAGCCAACGAGCUAAGAAAGACGCUGAAACCUUUGCUGGAGAAGAGAAGACGUGCUCGUAUUAAUGACAGUCUCAGUCAUUUGAAGAGCCUGAUUCUGCCUCUGGUUGGCAAAGACAACGCACGCUACUCCAAGCUGGAGAAAGCUGAUAUUCUGGAAAUGACCGUCCGGUUCCUCAGAGACCUUCCCACCAGCCCAGUCAAAAACUCUGCAGACAGUUACAGGGAAGGCUACAAAGCCUGCCUCCAGCGCGUCUCCGCUCUGCUUCCCAAAACAAGCCUGGACCAAGACGCGUGCCAGCGGGUGAAUGACUUCGUUCAGCGGUCCAUGACCGCGACAGUCACCCCAACUUGUCUGAACUGCUGCGCCCAGAGCACCAAAACCUUCCCUCAGCUCCAGCAAAGACUCCAGAGCCUCAGAUCCAGCUUCAGCUCAAGACUGGAGAGCGAGUCCCGCAGCAGCAGCAGCUCAGUGGCUCUCAGCAGAGCGCAGCCAGGCCCACAGGCUGUCAGCGCUACUAUGUGGAGACCUUGGUAG